AUAGUAAAGAUAAUGAUGCCAAGUUAAGCUAGGAUGGAAAACGUUUUAGAAGAAAAAGGUGGAUCACAUCAACGAAGGAAAAUUAGUAAUGUAAACUUGUUAAGUGAGAGUUUGGAAUAAUUAAGGCAAUCUAACUGGAUUCUGUAACUCGUAUAUAAUUAUUACAUGCCCUUUUUUUUUUUUUUCCUUUCUUCUCACCAUCACUUUGAUGGAUAGGAUCAUAAUUAACAUCACCUAUAUUCCCAUAAAAAUUUAGAGCAAUUUAAUAAGGUUAAUAUUCUAUGUAGUACGUAUUACAUCUGUAAUUUAUGUAUCUUUAUACGAUUAAUAUUUAAUUAGAGGAUUAAACCUUGGCCACAUCCAAAAAUAAAUUGAAACUAAAAACUACUUUGUACGUACUUCUGGAUUAAUGAAUAGGAUUAUUUUAUUUAAUUUACAACACAUGAUAUUGAGAUGGUGAGGCCGUGCCAAAAUUUUUACAAUUUUAAUUUACUUGCACAAAGCUGUACUACUUUGCUCAAAAAAAAAAAAAAAAAGUACUUCAUAUAAUCAUAUUUGCUAAAUAAAGGUUAGAAGGAUAUACUCGGUAGUCGGUACCUAUUUUUUUUUGGAUAUAAGUAAAAAGAAAAAAAAUUAAAAAAGGAUAUACUAAAUAGCCCAUUGUAUUCUUUCAAAAAAAAUAAAAAUAAAAAAAAAGCCCAUUGAACAAUUUUUAGGAAAGUCCUCUCAAAUUUUUUAAGAAAAUAUUACAAAAAAGAAAACCCUCAAAAUGGCAGCAAAUCUCUCACUUUCUUUAAUACGUAGUACUCAAAAUUCUCAAAGAUCAUGCAAGUAAAGAACACUUACAUGCAAAUUUCAAACUAUUAAGAAAUUUUUUAAAAACCGCGUGACAGAAAUAAUUAGCUGGAAUUAAAAAAAAAAAAAAAAAAAAAAACCUUUUUAGAAAGAAAGUGAAAAUAAAAAGUACUACGUAGAUCACAUCAAAACAAGGAAAAUUAGUCAAAUAUUUAAGUAAUAGCAAGGAACUGUUUAUGGUAAAUUAACAGGAUUCUACCAAAGAAAAUCUUAAUUUCUUGGAAAUUUUAAAAGCUAGUUUCCAUUGAUAAAAUUAUGUACCCAAAUUUUAUUUUAUUUUUGUUCUAUCCUCUUAAUUAAUGGAUACGAUCAUCAAAUUCUUAAACUCACCGCCCUUUUAUUGUCUUUAUAUUAUAAAGUCUUCAACUAUAUAAGUCAUAUAAAUUUCUUACAGUUCACCAAUAUCUAAUUAUCUUACACUAUAAUUUCUCUCCCUUUUAUUUCUCUAAACUCCCUACCACUACAUUCAUAAUAUAGCUUAGAAAAAGAUCAUGGAUAACUUGGAAAAUGUUGAAGUGGAAUUUUGAUGAGACCGAGGACGAUCUAAGGGUGCAGCUACUACGCGUGACGAAUGAACUAGAACAGGCAAGAAAAGAAAAAAUUGAAAAGGAAAAACUUAACAUGGAGAAUGUCAAGAAACUGAUUUAUCUUUUCGAAUUUGCCAACAAGGAAAGAGAUGAGCUAAAACACCAAUUGCGCACACUUUCGAUGGUCAAGGGUUAUAAUAAACCCUGUGCUUGUUCAUUACCAACGACAACGAUGACAACAACAGCAACUAACACGUUCACAAGUCUACCAAAUAGACUAGAACAAACUAAUAUAGGUUCCGUUGUUGGCCGAGUUCAGACUGGUUCAAAUAUAUGCAACCUUACCUCUAACCCGUCAAUCACCCUACCAACAAAUCAAGGUUCCGUUAUUAGCCAAAUCCAAACUAAUUCGAAUGCAUGCAACCUUACCUCUAACCCGUCAAUUACUGUACCAACAAAUCAACAACAUUUUGGUACAAAUCACCUUAGCCCGAACCACACAGCAAUUUUUCCUACCAUGUCUUCUCAAAGUCCCUUGAUGAUGGUUAAUAACAAUGCCAACCUCUCAAAAAGUAAGUUCAACGACUCGAGCAUGGCUAAUUCAUCAUCGUCCAUGGAUUCAUUCUUCGACGUUGGUUCUUUUUCCGACGUAAGCUACUUGGGUAAUUCUGAUAACCUAAUGAAUUGUACUAACUCAAGUUAUGAUCCAAGUGUGUUGGACAAUUUAGUGCAAGGGAAGACUAAGCCUGAGAAAGGGAAGCUUCUACAGUCUGUGAUUGAGGCAGGUCCUAGUCUUGACUCUCUCUUGGUGGUCGGACCACUGCCUGAGUGGUCGAAUCCACCGCAACUAGCGUAUGAUCCACAACUUCCUCCUGUGCCUGUUUCAAUGAGCAAGCGACCACGACACAAUGAGACUUUAGAGUACUAAUAAUAACUUGAUUUUUUUUUUCUUUUGCUUUUAAUUUAAUUGUUUAUUUAAUUUUCGUAGAAUAAUUCGUCGUAGUUAAUGAACAUCCUAUUUGAUUUAGAAUUACUAUAUUAAUUGAUAUAAAUGUUAUUGUUAUUUAUUCACAAUCUCUAUUUUUCGAUUAAUUGAUAUAAAUGUUAUUUAGCAUUAGUUUUUCUACUCUUAUAUUUGCAUCCCGGCUCGUAUAAUAAUUACCGAGUUCUAGAUCAGAGUAGAAGAAAAUUAUUUCGA
Chenopodium quinoa (quinoa) is the source of this 2580-nucleotide messenger RNA. RefSeq lists its product as uncharacterized. The record is from RefSeq and is a predicted model, not a curated record. Lineage: Eukaryota; Viridiplantae; Streptophyta; Magnoliopsida; Caryophyllales; Amaranthaceae. The transcript has 2 exons. The coding region runs from base 1363 to 2310 and encodes 315 amino acids.